Molecule: messenger RNA, 3165 nt
Organism: Anarrhichthys ocellatus (wolf-eel)
Lineage: Eukaryota; Metazoa; Chordata; Actinopteri; Perciformes; Anarhichadidae
Gene: pfkfb2b
Product: 6-phosphofructo-2-kinase/fructose-2,6-biphosphatase 2b
Exons: 15
Coding region: 375-2024 (549 amino acids)
Biological process (GO): fructose 2,6-bisphosphate metabolic process; fructose metabolic process
Cellular component (GO): cytosol
Molecular function (GO): 6-phosphofructo-2-kinase activity; fructose-2,6-bisphosphate 2-phosphatase activity; ATP binding
Source: RefSeq, a predicted model, not a curated record
UAGUGAUAAUGGGUUGUGCAUUGACGUAUGAUCUAUUAUCAACGUUACGGUAGGAAAAAAAAUGAUGACGUAGAGGCACAUCUUCCGCUUGGAAGGACACCAGCCGGCCGAGGAGGCACCUCCGCACCAAGGACAGGCCGACCAGACUGGCUCCUCCGGCCGCAGCGGCGGGUGCAAACUCUCGGUCCGGCAAAAUCGUGAGACCCCCGUGCCGACGGUGUGUAACGGCGUCCGCAGAGGCUUUCCACCCGUCACGACUCGUAUUAUUUACAUAUCGACCAGCCCAGCUUGGAUAAUCCCUUCUGAGACAGAAAGAGAGCUGAUUUUUUUUUUUUUAUUUUAUUUUUUUUUUUUUUACUCAAACAACUCUCAACAUGUCGAGCACUCAGAUAGACAACGGCUCUGCAAACUCAGCAGAAGCUAAGAAAGCAGACAUGAGAAUGAAUGAGAAGAAGUGCUCAUGGGCCUCCAAUAUGACAAACUCUCCAACGGUGAUCGUAAUGAUCGGCCUGCCUGCAAGAGGGAAGACCUACAUGUCAAAGAAACUCACACGUUACCUCAACUGGAUCGGAGUCCCAACCAAAGUGUUUAACUUGGGCGUGUACCGCAGAGAGGCCGUCAGAGCUUAUAAGUCCUAUGAUUUCUUCCGGCACGACAAUGAGGAAGCCAUGAAAAUAAGGAAGCAGUGUGCUCUGGUAGCUCUGCAGGAUGUGAAGGCAUACCUGUUGGUGGAGGGAGGUCAGAUCGCGGUGUUUGAUGCAACAAACACAACAAGAGAACGGCGUGACCUCAUUCUAGCUUUUGUGAAGGAGAAUGCAUUCAAGGUGUUCUUUGUGGAGUCGGUGUGUGACGACCCAGAGGUCAUUGCUGCUAAUAUUCUGGAAGUGAAAGUGUCCAGUCCAGACUACCCUGAGAGACACAGAGAGAGGGUCAUGGGCGAUUUCCUCAAACGAAUCGAGUGCUACAAGGUUACUUAUCAACCAUUAGAUCCUGAUGAUUACGACAAGGACCUAUCUUUCAUCAAGGUGAUGAACGUGGGUCGGCGUUUUCUGGUGAACCGCGUUCAGGACUACAUCCAGAGUAAGAUUGUCUACUACCUCAUGAACAUCCACGUGCACUCUCACUCCAUCUACCUGUGUCGGCACGGAGAGAGCAACCACAACGUUGAAGGCCGCAUCGGAGGAGAUUCUGAACUGUCUCCUCGAGGGAAACAGUUUGCCCAUGCCCUGCGAGACUUCAUUGAGGAGCACGACUUGUUGGAUUUGAAGGUGUGGACGAGCCAACUGAGAAGAACCAUCCAGACAGCAGAGGAGCUGGCCGUCCCUUAUGAACAGUGGAAGAUACUCAACGAGAUUGAUGCAGGUGUGUGUGAGGAGAUGACUUAUGAGAUGAUCGAGAACGCGUUCCCAGAGGAGUUUGCUUUGAGGGACCAGGACAAGUACCACUAUCGUUACCCAGGAGGGGAGUCCUACCAAGACCUUGUUCAACGCUUGGAGCCGGUUAUCAUGGAGUUGGAGAGGCAGGGCAACGUGUUGGUCAUCUGCCACCAGGCUGUGAUGCGCUGCCUGCUCGCUUACUUCCUGGACAAGAGUGCAGAAGACCUGCCAUACAUGAAAUGCCCGCUCCACACAAUACUCAAGCUGACCCCUGUUGCAUAUGGUUGUAAAGUGGAGAUGUUUUAUCUCAACGUGGAGGCAGUGAACACGCAUCGAGACCGGCCUCUUGAUAAAAUCCCCAGGGACUCUGCUCUCAUACAUCGGCGGAAUAGUUACACGCCCUUGUCCAGUCACGACCAGGUCAAGCGUCCCAGGCUCUACAGCGCGGGCAACCAGCCCUGGCUACCGCUCGCCCCCACCCCAUCAGCUCUGAUGCCAGAGGGACGGCAAAGCCAAGUUAGUGCCAUAGCUACAGGCUCCCCCAUUAAAUCAGUCACCGUCAAAUGUACUCAGUCACCUCCCACCACAGUUUGUAACCCUGUGUCUGGCAUUCCCUCGCCUCAGUUUUGGAUUGUCUCAAUGAUUUAGUUUUCCGUGUUUAAAAUGACGUAUAUAGAAUCCAUCUCUGUAUCUUUCUCUCUCAGGGCAUGUCUUGGAUCUUGAAUGGUCUUUUUAUGUUGCGCCUGUCUGUUUCCAAAGUCAGAUGUUUGUCUUGCAUGACCUCUGCUUCACGACUGGGCUGUCUCCGGCUUGAAUAUGCAGAACAGCACGUCUACUUUUAUUAGUUAGCCUCUACGGGAUAGAAAAGACACACACACCAAAGGCAUCUUGUACUGUAUUUUGGUACAAGUACACAUUGUUAGCUAAACUUAACCUUCAUAAAUCUACAGUGAUGAUUAAAAACUGAAUCAAUUUGAGAAAAUGAACACAUUCUACAAAUCACAGAUGUCAAACUUACAAAAAAUGUUGAAAUUUUAAAAUGCAUAUUCAUCUUUGUACGUGUUGUGUAUGUGUUGGCCUGGCCUCAUGGGUAAAGUGCUACAGCCCCUCUCCACAUUUCUAUCUCUCUCUUUCCCCACUUCCUCUAAACCUGUCUUACAGCCUCGGACAGGAAGCAGUUGUCUGUGAGUAUUUUGGAGAUUUAGUACAUGUGUAGCCCGCCUUUCAUUUUCUUUCCCACAGUUCAACUCAUGUCAUAGUAACCCAUGGCCAUCUGUCGUCACAGUGGUGCAUUUUUUAUGGUUUUCAAUCUUUUGGUUUGUCUAACCUUCGAACCACCUUUGUACUUAAAUAAGAACGAAAGCUGUCGCCAUUGUUUCAUCUCAGUGUCCUUAUUAGGACAACUCUUAUCAGACGCUGAUUCUGUGGUAGUUUCAUAAAUGGUAAAACUCUUUGAUUAUAGUAUUUAUUAGACACCUAAAUAUAUUUCUAAAUGGGAAAAUAAUGUAGGAAUUCUCAGGGUAUUUAAGUAUUGAUUUCCUUGUUAUUGCAUACAAUUAAGGCUACUAUAUCACGCUAGGAGCCGGAAUGUGAUUUAUAAUGAAUCACUUCUUGAGAAUGUGCUAAAGAAGAGUCUCCACUAAUGUGGACUGUCACAUUUCUCAGAAUGACCUCAUUUUUCAAAUAGGAACUUAAAAGACUCCUGGCCCCGCUGGUAGGCUGUUAGCUUCCUCCAGUAGGAUCUGCUGCUGUUUGGCUUUCAUUUGUGAACGUCGGUGACAUUUUCUUU